This is a messenger RNA of Hyalella azteca, 5232 nucleotides long. RefSeq lists its product as uncharacterized. Bases 19 to 2646 code for a protein of 875 amino acids. NCBI's taxonomy places the organism in Eukaryota, Metazoa, Arthropoda, Malacostraca, Amphipoda, Hyalellidae. The record is from RefSeq and is a predicted model, not a curated record. Gene Ontology annotation, molecular function: GTP binding; GTPase activity. The transcript is spliced from 7 exons.
UCAAGCCCGCUGGGCACGAUGCUGCCGUUCGAGUUGGCGUCUGUUUGCUGCAAGGACGCAAGAAUGGCCCUCCUGAAAGCGGAGAGAAGCGACCCACUCGAGCCAUCAGUGCGCGUUGGCGAUGAAACAGAUCCACCAGAAAGGGACUCAGACAAUUGGGACGCUUCCUCCGGUAAGAAAAUGUCCCGCAACCCGGUGGUGGCCUGCCAAGCGGUACUUCUCAGCGAUGGUAAUGUUGAGAACAAGAAGAUUACCUCGGGGGAGAGCUGUGAGCUUGAAAUAUCGCGCGGCAUUCAUUUUUCGAAUGAAAUUUGUAAGAUAGGUAAUGGAUUUACAAAUUUACUCCACAAUGUCCAAACGUUGAGUCCAGACCAUCAGUUAAAUGCUGACGAAGUUGACGAAAUCGAAACAAGAACAAUUCAUGCAUUAAACUCUAGCGAGGCCGUGUCUGUGCACGUAAGUGACUAUAGUAAAAAAAUUAUUCCACUCGCUGAGAACAGUAUUCUUCCGCAUUUGAAUUCUAUGAACUCUGUUGGCAGUGAGAACUGUGAGAAAAAGAAACAAGAGGAAGAUAGCAGGCUUAGUCUGAACGAUGAAGAUCGUCGCGAUAAUUUGCAUUGCCAGUUAAUUACUGCACCCAGGGGUAGAAGAAACAGUGUUCUACAGAGACAGCAAAAUAUUGACACUGAUGCGACAGAAAUUUCCGAACAGCUUCCUGGUGAGGAAUCUUAUGUUUCGAAUCUUAAAGAGAAAAACACAUCAGCGCGAAAUGUUUGCACCGUUUACAGAAACGGAAACUUAAAGAAAAAAGAAAAACGCGAACAAAUAGGUCGUAAAAUAAUAAAUAGUAUUAUUAGAAGCGCAAGUUUCAACGAGCGUUCGACUCCGAAACUUGAACGAAACGCUUUCAAGUCGUUAACAUGCAGCCACGGACCAUACGCCUCCGAGGAAGAAGAAGACCUAGGAGGAUGUGGUCCUUCAGGUCGCAGAGACCGCGAUGGCUUACGCUGCCGGGAGGUUGGAACCUCGGUCAACAGGAGCUACAGUAAUGAAGACGACAAAUGCCGUAACGGGAACAAUCUCCUGACCGUCUACAAUGACCGUAAAAAUGUAAAAAUACGGCAGAGCUUAUCCGCUGACAAAGAGAACUGCACAUGCCGGUCAAACAAUACUGGGAAAGAUAGACGGACCAUCCGCAAGCUGGUCUUCAGUAAUUCAGUGGACGUGUGUCCUGGACCAGCAACGCCAGGAUCUGCUCCAAAAUCUGCAGGAGUUGAUAACGAAUCUCCUUUGCAAACUCCGUCGUAUGGCACCAAACGCUCUAAGUACAAUACGUUUAACGCCAUUUUUUCGAGCAACAACCUUUUAGAGCACCUUCAAUCCAAUUCUGGCGUUGGGGUCUUCUCUUCUCGAAAACCAACGCAACGAAGUUUGCAUUCCACUUGCGACGGUUCGAGUUCAUCUUCUCUUAUUAGGGAUUCUUCAAGUUCCAUUUCUUCUUCCAACGUAGCGUCUGGUGCCAACAUUAAUGAGCAGGACGAUACCCUUCCAAAACUGCCAAAAUUUUCGAAAAUUAAAGUGCCUUCCAGUCUGAGCCUGGUGCCCGGCAAGUCGGUGAAGUUAUCACCCAAGAACUGCUACAGACUCGUCAUCCUGGGAUCUUCCAAAGUCGGCAAAUCUUCUUUGGUUUCAAGGUUCCUGACGAACCAGUUCGAGGAAUCCUACACACCCACACUGGAGGACUUCCACCGCAAGCUCUACCGCAUACGAGGCGACGUGUACCAGCUCGACAUCCUAGACCCGUCCGGCAACCAUCCUUUCCCCGCCACCCGACGCCUCGCCUUCCUUACUGGAGAUCUGUUCGUGCUGGUGUUCAGCGUGGACAGCGCGGAGUCGUGGGACGAAGUUCUGCGCCUUCGUCAGGAGAUCCUGGAGACGAAGCGCAACGUGCUGACGCAGCAUCAGCAGCAGCUGGGGGACUCCAUGGGCGUGCUGGCGGGUGUGGCAGGAGUCGCGGCCGCCGCGGGUGGCAGGAAAAAGGAUCUGCUCCCUAGAGUUCCUAUUGUCAUCGCCGGCAACAAGUGCGACAUUGGUAGUAGUCGCUGCGUGCCGAGCUCGGCGGUACUGACGCUGGUGUCGUCACUGCCGUGCUGUGCGUACGUGGAAACAUCAGCGAAGAAAAACUCUAACGUUGAGAGGCUCUUCUCGGAACUCUUCUCACUUGCCAACCUACCUCAGGAAAUGUCUCCUGCUCUGCACAAGAGAGUUCACCCUGACCAAAUAGGGUUACAGAAUUUGAGCGAAGACGGACGUCUGGCAGCGCUGGGCUCAAUGUCGUACGGCUCUGUGCUCUCUGCCAUGCACGAUUCAGACUCAACCGAACACUCAAAUUCAUGCACGCAGCGGGACGAUGCUACUAGUAAUUCAGAGGACCUGACGUCACCGGAGAGCGAGGCGCGGCGCUGCCAGAGGCGCGGCCUGUCCAUCAGACGGCGGCUGAGCGAAGCUUACGGCGUGGUGACGCCCAACGCGCGGCGCCCCUCCAUCAGAACGGACAUGUUGCUGCUCAGAUCGAAAACCGCGCUGCAGUUGGCGCAGAGAGGGGAGAGGAGGCCACGCAGAGACGUGUCGUGCAGCCUGCAGUAGACCGAGGGGAGAGGAGGCCACGCAGAGACGUGUCGUGCAGCCUGCUGUAGACCGAGGGGAGAGGAGGCCACGCAGAGACGUGUCGUGCAGCCUGCAGUAGACCAAGGGGAGAGGAGGCCACGCAGAGACGUGUCGUGCAGCCUGCAGUAGACCGAGGGGAGAGGAGGCCUCGCAGAGACGUGUCGUGCAGCCUGCAGUAGACCGAGGGGAGAGGAGGCCUCGCAGAGACGUGUCGUGCAGCCUUCAGUAGACCGAGGGGAGAGGAGGCCUCGCAGAGACGUGUCGUGCAGCCUGCAGUAGACCGAGGGGAGAGGAGGCCCCGCAGAGACGUGUCGUGCAGCCUGCAGUAGACCGAGGGGAGAGGAGGCCACCCCGGGAAGUGUUGUGCUGGCUAUAAGAGAUCUUACAUCAUUUUGCAUAACAAGUUACGACGGUGACGCAUGUUUGAACGAUAAAAAAUGCUUAGGAAACUCCAAUGAAAGAUUUGAUCAUGAAGUAUUCGUAUUUAGUCUUUCUCGGAAAUGUUUGCCAGAAAGUAAUAAAAAUGUUGAUAUUUUCAUUUCGUGAAAAUAAGAAACGAAGAUUCUCUUUAUUCAUGAUAAUUUGGACUGAUACAAAUCAUGAGAACCUACCUUAUAACCAGAACUUCAAUGCAUGUAGAGGUGUUUUGUCAUCUUCAAUUCUUCUUCAUGCCCUUAUUUUUUUGUUUCAUUGUGGUGAAGCAGGUUCCUACAAUGCGGGCGAAUGCAUUAUUAGACGAAAACUGAGUGGAUGUUAUAAAUUGGCUAAAAAUCAUUUAAAGAUAAUACGUUACGAUAUAUUUUGGUCUUCUAACAUGGCUUAUUUUGUGGACGUGAAUCGUAAAAUUUGUUAGAUAUUUCGGGUCGAAUUCCUCAUACCAGUGGUUCCUAACCUAUUGAAAUAGACUACCACUUUUAGGCACCGCUCAGUCGUUCCACAAUUACUACACAUUAACCACACAUGUAAUAUUAAUUGCAUAUUAUCUUACUUGAUGCGUUGAUGACACGCGCAUCAGGUUGCGGUACUGCAUAAGUUCAACGAGGGACCGCUGGGUCCAGGGCUGCCCUUCGCUGCUAGAUUUCCUUGUGUUAGGCAGUAAACAUUAUUGUUACUUCAAAAAUAUCAAACCAAGUAUCUCUGAUGACUCCUAAAGUGUUUUUGUACCGCCUGAAAUACCCGACCGUUUCAACAGCACCACUCGUACCACAGGUUGGGCUCCAUAGCCUUUCAUGAUGCGCAUGGAAGCUUGCACCGUAAAUUUAAAUUUCACUCUGAACUUGAAACGCUGAUAAAUAUAUCAAGUGUAAGCUAAUGCUCUAAAUAUUUAGUUGUCAUUAGUAUGCCGAUUUUAGUUCUUUUGCAACGAUUUUUUAAUUAGAACCUUCACAAAACUGAAUGUGCGAUUCUUGAUAACGGUUACUCGCUUUUAGGAGUGAAGUAUGAAGUAAAUGUUAAUUCAGUAAAUGGUGCCUACCGGAAAAAAAGUGUGUCUGACUCUCUCUGUACUUAAUUUAACGGGUAUGUGUUAUGGUGUACUAUUUUCUAAUAGAACUAACGUAUAAAUAUUCGGGUUUAUACGUGGGUUCACUGUUCACAUAAUUGAGCCUCGCGGACUUUAAGCCGUGGCGUUUUCCUCAAGAAGAUGGCAAAUUUGCAGAUUGUAGAUGGCAGCAAAUAUUUCGUGAGAAUGCAGCCAACGAGGUCUGAUAGGCAAUUUAACAAAGUGCUAUCGGUACCUUAAUUCUGAUGUCUCUGAACUGGGUAACUGUGAACUCUCUGACAUUUAUGUAGAGCCGAGAUAAAAAGCAACAAUUUAUUUAUUCGUGUAUAAAUUGUAUAUGUAUGAAACUAGUCGAAUAUUUCUUUAUUUUAUUAUAGAUCUAUAUUAUUGCAGGUUCCAUAAGUUUUAAUAUAGGGUCACGUAUUCUCUUAAGCGUGUUCUGCAACCAGUAGUAUGGUUAAUAAUGCCUAAUGGCCUUAAAGUUCUACGUUGAUAUUUUUAACUCCUGACCAUCUGGGGAUUUGCUUGCCAUGUUUUUAUUGUACUAUGUUUAGCUCUAUUCGAUAUCAAAACAUUGGACGAUAUCGUAGAAUAAACGGCCAUCUACGAGGCCGAUGCGCUUUUAUAUAUCCCUGUUUCAUAUAUUGAAAUGUAAGUAUCACUAUUACACAUAGAAAAACACUUCUACAAUGCGCCAUAAAUCUAAAGCUGCUAUGUCAACGAUGCUAAAAAAUUCUUUUGCUUGGAAAAUGACUAAGAAUAAAAAACGAAAUUUUUGCGGGAUCGAAUAACUAAGAUUGUGACGUAUAAUGGAGUUACAAUUGCGUGAAUUCACUCAUAAAUUUUUAUCUUUGAUUAUUUUUAUGUGAAUCGAAAAAAAAUCGUCAAUGAUGCUGUCUCUGUUGAAACGUAUUUUCUAUCGGCAUUAUCUACACAGUCAAGUACGAAGUCAAGUAGCAUUAUAACAAAUGGAUUUGCGAAAACUGCCAGGGAAUGUAUUGAAAUAAGCAGUUGCAUGUCACAAUUGUGUAUAUAGUCUUUCACAUUGACUUGUUUGUGUGUGC